AUGCCUUCCCCGUUGGACCAGCCCGAUUCCUCCAUACCAGAACAGACGCCUGAUGAAAACGACCAAAAAUCGCCCGAGCCCAUCGCGAACCCACGACCACUAGCGAUAGAACACAAGUCAGCCGACUCUACGAAGCAACCAGAGGCGGAGCAGGUGCACUCUCUGGAUCUGGGAGCAGGGAACGUGGUCAAGCUCGACAGGCUAGGGCCUAUGAUAGUCAAUACAGAUGGAACCCUCUCUCGCAUCUCCAACUGGCACGAGUUGAGCGAAUUUGAGCAGGAGAGGACAGUCCGUCUGCUCGUCAAGAAACGGAAUCUGGUGAGACUAGAAAAGCUGGAUGAGAAGGAAAGAGCAGAGGGACGGGCGGCGGGGGAUGAGUUGUCGGCGCUGAGAAACAGUCAGGCAGACGAAAAAAGAUGA
Molecule: messenger RNA, 420 nt
Organism: Dioszegia hungarica
Lineage: Eukaryota; Fungi; Basidiomycota; Tremellomycetes; Tremellales; Bulleribasidiaceae
Exons: 2
Coding region: 1-420 (139 amino acids)
Source: RefSeq, a predicted model, not a curated record